AUGGACGCGUCGUCAUCGGACCGGUUUUUGGCUGCGUUGCGGGACGUGGCCGAGCGCCGCAACAUGAAGCACGGCUUCAUCACGCCGUACGACAGCCCCGGCUUUGCGAAAGGCUGCUACAUGCUUCUCGGCGAGCUCCGUCGCUGCGCCAAGACGCUGGACGGAAAGUUCGACUACCGCGUGCCGUUUGAACUCUUUGACACGGAUAAGACGGGCUCCAUCAGCAUGCCAUCCCUCGAAGCGACGCUUCUCGACAUGGAUUUGGGAAGCUUCCUCAGCCCAAGUGAAAUCAAGAGCUUGCUGCGGCGGUUCGAGCUCGACCACAACGGCGGUGUUAGCUACGACGAAUUCUGUCGAUUCGCGACGACCAGCGACGAGAGCCACCACUUAUUGUCGCAUUGGAACGACCCCAAGCUCGUCACGUGCAUGAAGGAAGCGUUUGCGACGACGCUGCCGGCGGCGGGCGCCGAGACCUUUGCGUCCGUCUUCAAGCGCAUGUGCUUGAUUGCCGACAAGGCAAACACGGGCAUGCUGUCAGCGACCAAGUUUGGGCAGCUGUUUGAUGCGCUCGACCUGCAGCUGCCGCGCAAGUCCAAAAAGGACCGACCGUUCUUGCUCGAUGCGCUUGUGCAGUACGCACAGUCGGAAGACGCGAUCCCGUACGAUACGUUUUGCCAAGUGUUUCUCGCUUGCAUGCUGCCGACGGCGAAUUUGUCCGGCGAAGACACUGCGACCAGCGUCAACCCAGCCCUCGCGCUCGAGCUCCACGCAGAGAUUCAAAAGGCCGAAGACAAAGCCGGCGCGCGCUUUGACUUUAAAACUGCCUGCGAGCACUACAAGAAUAAGCUCAGCGCGAGCGACUUCAAGGAACUUCUCUGGACCGCCGGUGUCCGACACCCGUUUUCCCCCGACGAGGUCUCGGCGCUGCACCGGUACUUUGUGGCACCAACGACGCAGCAGUGGGACUCGAACGUCUUUCUUGACUUUGUUGUGCGCGGGCCCAAAGUCUUCGAGUCGGGCGAAAGUCGGGGCAAGGUCGACGCUGUGAUUGCGCAAAUGCAGCAAAGCAUCUUGGACACCGUGGCGAACGAGAAGGAUGCCGACCGCUUCCGUCGCCUCUUCCUCGAGUACGACGUGAAUCAAGACGGGUCCAUCUCCACCGACGAGUUUCUCCUCGUGCUCGACGAAAUGGGCCUCUCCAAAGGGCUCACAGCCGCGGAAAAGUCGUCGAUUCUGCAUUUCUUCGACUCGAACCAAGACAACGACAUCGACUAUCUCGAGUUCUUUCACUUUGCAACCAACGCCGACAAGAUCCUACAGACAAAGGUCGACCCGACCAAAGCGCCGCCGCCCCAAGCUACGCCUCCCGCACCGACCAGUGGAGGAAAUGGCUCGCCGAGCAAACCGCCGAGUCCAGCAGCCAAAGCCUCGUCUGCAAAACCACCUGCGUCGCCGACCAAAGACCAAAUGCAAGCGCUCCAAAACCAAGGGGCCUUUACACGCCUGGGCAAGCAGCUCGUGCGCGUGGCGAUCUUUGACCAGCUGCUUCCGCGGCCGUUUGUCUUUGCAAAGUACUUUGUCAAGUACAAGUCUGGAGACGGCGUCACGGCGUCCAAGUUUUCUCAGAUUCUAGACAAGUUUCUAGACACGGUGUUGCGUCAGGACCGUCACGCGGCCGUCGCCGGCAUCGACGGGGACGUCAUCCGCGACCACUACGUCGUCCAGGAGACGGGCAUCGUCAAGACAUCGCUCUUCUUGCGCGAUCUGGCGACCGCUCAGCUCCUCGCACUGGACAAGGCCAACGUCGCCGCUGUGCGCCGCGACGACGACGACGACGACGAGUUGUCGCUCAGUGACGGUUCGUCCCACGCAAGUCAAAGUGACGAUAGCAGCAGUUGUGCGAGCGGACGUAGCGCAAGUCCACGUCGCCGGUCGUCGCCGGGGAAGAUCAUGUCCAUGGACGCCGUCUUGGACCGUGUGCUUCUCACGGCGGGGUGGUCGUCGUCCAAAUGCCACAGGUGCGACACCAAGCUUGCGGAAGCCAACACGCGGCUUCCGUGGCGCCCCAAAGCCUUUGCGCAGUUCCUCUUGGGGCUUAAAUUACCAUGGAAAAAGUCGGAUCUGGACGCGAUCACAGCAGCGUGCAAGACAAAGCACCAUCGCGUCGACGCAACUGCGUUCGUUCAUGCUAUGGAGGCGGCCCUCGAUCGCUACGGUGGGGCCUCGCCACUCGAAACGUCGCGCUUCGCCACAUCGGGGCCAUCGACUUUGUCGCUGCCGAGUCUUAUGGGGCGUCUCUAUCAAAGCUUUUUGAGUGCUGCUCAGCGCAACAUCAACGGGCUCUCGCUCCUCGAGAAGUGUGACGUACACCAUCGCGGCCACAUUGAGUGGGGCGAGUUCAGCACCGUGCUUCGGCUCAUCGAGUGCCCUCUCGACCCCUCGGAGCUCCAAGCGCUCCAACACGCGCUUCGAUCGAAAGCGCAGUGUCCGUAUCGCGCGUUUGCAACACUUCUCGAGACAUACGCACCGCCCGUCGCUCCUCCGGUCGUCGAGCACGCGCCGCCUCGAUCCUUUGUUCCCGUCGUCGCACCCCAUGGCAUGAUGAUGGCGCCGCGAGCGCUCCCGCCGAGUCCGCGGUCGCUACAGCAGAUCGAAGACGACCUGCGCUCCUUCUUUGUACAGCAAGUACAUGUCGACAGGACGCGCUUCAUGACGCUCUGUCAGCAGUACGACGGUCAGCGCACGGGCUUUGUCACCCUCGACGGGUUCUUCGCAGCCUUGCGCCAGCUCAACAUGCCUGUGGGCCCCGAUGUCAUGGCGCAAGUCAGUGCACGGUUUGCGGCCACGUUCUCGGACCGCAUCGACUAUGUUGAGUUUGGUCAAGUUGUCUUUCGUGACACGCGACCACCAAUGUCGCGACUCAUUGAGCGCAACCCGACGCAGCCAUCGCUGUACCGAGAAGACGCGCCAGUCCUCACAGCGCGCACGGUCGAGACGUGGCUCAAAGAAGCCGCCACGGAAGACGAGAAGGCGCAUUUCAACCAAAUGUACAAUUCGAUCUUCGCCUUCAAAAAGCACGCGGCCCCCGUGGCGCCAACGCCGCGCCGCGCGCCGCCACCCAAAGCUGGCAGUUGGAGCUGCCCCGUGUGCUUCCACAGCCAGAGCCCGACGCUCGACCGCUGCGAGGUGUGCGCUGCGAAAAACACAUCGGCGUCGGCAGCGCCAUCGAGCGAAUUUGAAGUCGUGCUGCAGUGUCCCGUCUGCGCGUUCCGGAACAAGCCACCGCGACCGCCUGUGCGCUCUGCAUGA
Molecule: messenger RNA, 3309 nt
Organism: Saprolegnia parasitica CBS 223.65
Lineage: Eukaryota; Oomycota; Saprolegniomycetes; Saprolegniales; Saprolegniaceae
Exons: 8
Coding region: 1-3309 (1102 amino acids)
Molecular function (GO): calcium ion binding
Source: RefSeq, a predicted model, not a curated record